UUGAAAUGUUUGCUAGUUGAACAAUCUCAAUAGUUAUUUUAAUUUGGUUGUCGAUAAAGCAAUUCGGAUGUGAUUAUUUAGCGUCAUACAACUUAAUUAUUACCAAUUUUACCAACGGCCAGUUGCCUUGUUACUGUUCAACCUGUCUAUUGCGUAGUGCUAGAUUGCUAACUUUGAUAAUGCUAGCUGGAAUGCUAUAGGGCGCAUGCUUUUACAGUCGGGUAAAGUCGAGCAAGUUACGACGUUAUGCAGCCAAGAUGACCAGUUUGUCAAACGUGUAAAGGUAAUGACCGACGAUAGCGUGUUCUCCGGGUAGUCCGGCUGCUGCAGUGUACCGUUAUUGGCGUUUAUCCUUUGCUACGUGAUAUCACGAUUGCUGUCGAUAUGUUUCAGUCUGUGCCUAGGCGUCGUAUUUGUGAGGUUGGUAUGAAUGCCAUAAGGCUUCAAAAGACUUCUGCGUUCAGAGCGAAUAUCAGCAAGGGCAGUGGAGAGCCUGAAGGGGCCGCAUGGUUGGGCAGAGGUAUGGGCCUGCUGUUGUCACUUCUCCAGAGAGCAGGUCAGACGCGUCAGAUCGCUGGGUCGGGCAGAAAGAAACAAGGCUUGCUCUCCAUACUCGCCAACCAUUGUAGCUUUGUGACAGGUCAGAGGCUCCGGCGUGCAUAUCAGAUUGGCGAGCUUUACUCCAAUUUGUACUCUGAGCGUACCAGGUGGACCCUAGUUGGGAGCAUAUGGCGUAGACUGCAGAACAAACACGCCCCUACGGGCAAACUUGUUGCCGCCGUGGUUGGUGUCUUCAUGUGGGAGAACGAAAAGAUCCAAGAUGAAGAAAUUCGCAGGUGUGGACUUGAGAUGAAAGCACUGGAAACCGUAAAGAAGAUCAGCACAACUUCAGGGACAGCGACGGGUCAGAUGGAGUCUGGCUGGGAAAUUGUGAUAGAAAAGAAGGACUUCAAAGUGUGGAAGCGGCCUGUCCAGGGCAGUCACCUGUAUGAAUAUAGAGUGUUGGGCUCCUACAAUGAUGUCACUCCAAGACAGUUCUUCAAUGUUCAGUUGGAUACAGAAUACAGAAAGAAGUGGGAUUCUCUGGUGAUCAAGCUUGAGGUGGUGGAUAGAGACGCUUACACAGGCUCUGAGAUUGUGCACUGGGCUACACAUUUUCCUUAUCCCAUGUAUUCAAGAGACUAUGUGUAUGUGCGCCGCUAUGAUGUUGAUUUGGAAAACAACCUGAUGAUCUUGGUAUCCAGAGCUGUUCAGCAUCCUCGAGUCCCAGAGACUCAGGAGUUUGUGAGAGUUCAAUCAUACCAGUCAAAGAUGGUAAUACGUCCUCACAAAUCCUUUGAUGAGAAUGGUUUUGAUUACUUGCUGACUUACAGUGACGACCCACAGACUGUUUUUCCUCGCUAUUGUGUGAGCUGGAUGGUGUCAAGUGGUAUGCCAGACUUUCUGGACAAGCUGCAUGCUGCUGCCUUGAGGGCCAAGAACCUGGAAGUGGGGAUCUAUGACUAUGCAGGUGUCAUAAAGAGCAGUGACACUAAUCGCCAACCUAGCCAGGACUGCCUUACUGGGGACAACACGCGCACAGGCGGUUCUGGGCAAAUCUACGCUUGAGACUGAGAUCACAUAGAAAAGUGUGGUAGCUUGUUUUUUUUUUUUUUUUUUUUUUAAAUCACCUGCACCCGAACACAAUAAAACUCUUCUGCCCCACACUUAGUUUAUGCCAGGUUUAUAAACACAUUGCGAUACUUCAUGGAGAGCAUCAAAUGGAAGUCGCAAUCAGCAUCGAAAGGUUGGACGUAGUUGUCAAUACUCAGACAUGGCUAUAUGGGUCACAGAUAAGAUAUUGUGCGAACAAUGAACUAUGUUGUUAAUUGCUUUUUGUCCAUAGAGAAAAGAUAACAUAGCCAGGAAGCUCUCAUUCAGAUUACUGACUUUGCCACUGUUUUAACUUGGCCAACUAAUGUUCUGUGGGGGAAGUAUUCCUUUGCCUCCUUUUGAUAAUUCACAUACUGCAGCAACUAGUGAAACUGAGCCAAAUUAUCCUUAUUGUAGAGAUCCUCUUGCCAAAGUACUGUUUCUCUCUACGUUUCCUGUCUUGUCUCAUCAACACCUCAAUGUCUGUCACUUUCUGACUCUAAAACCUGUCUCCAUUCAGACCCCUGUGCUAUUGUCUUUCUGAGUUAAGCUAGUGAUUGCUAGAGUGGCAGUAGUCUUGCCAUGAUGGGAAAGAUAUACAGCAAUCACGGUGAUGGGCUGCUGACCAAGAAUCUAGCCAAAACGUUAAAAAUGCACCCUUGUUCAGCUGAUGACAAGGACAUGGCUUCAUUUCUCUCCCUUGAAUUGACUUCAAGCCAACGGUUUCCUAAUUUGCUUGCAGUGGGAACACAGUAAUAGAGCUGUGUAUGACAAAAUGUGAUUGAUAACAAAAUGAGUACAUUUGCACAGCGUAGUGGCCUGGCGGUCUAUUCCAUAGCCUACCAACAUGGGGAUCGGUGGUUCGAAUCCCCGUGUUACCUCCGGCUUGAUCAGGCACUCCUACAGACACAAUUGGCCGUGUCUGUGGGAGGGAAACUGGAUGUGGGUAUGUGUCCUGGUCGCUGCACUAGCGCCUCCUCUGGUCAGCCGGGGCACCUGUUUGGGGGGGGAGUGUAGUGUGAUCCUCCCACGUGCUACGUCCCCCUGGCGAAACUCCUCACUGUCAGGUGAAAAGAAGCGGCUGGCGACUUCACAUGUAUCGGAAGAGGCAUGUGGUAGUCUGCAGCCCUCCCCGGAUCGGCAGAGGGGGUGGAGUAGUGACCAGGAUGGCUCGGAAGAGUAGCCAGAUAUAAUUUGGGAGAAAAGGUUGGGGGGGGGGGUUGCAAAGCAUAAUGAGAACGUUAAUCUACAAAAUUGGAGCUUGAAGAUACAGUGGUUUCUUUGGGUGUUUCAUGACUUGGAAACAAGUGUUUUGCUCUCGGUGCAGCCCAGGUUUCACACUCUCCGUCCAACAUGCUGUCUGUCUGUCUGUCUGAGUGUUUGAAACUGCCAGGGUGCAUCAGUAGCCUUCUGAAGAUAAUGAGUUCUUCACUGUUGGACUUAGUGUCUUAUGACAACCACAUAAUCCUCAGAUACAAUGGUACUAAUGUGUUUUUUAUUAUCCUAACGAAGCAUCAAGCCCCUCACCAGUUUAUGAACCAGUUCCCUUAUCAGAUAAACUUGCAGCACUUGUGCCACCUCAUGAUUCACCUAUUUUAUUUUAGUUCAAAACAUAUCCCACUUCAUGAUUCACCUAUUUUAUUUUGGUUCAAAACAUACCUGUAAUGAAAUGGAUAAAUAACCAUUUUUGUGACAGACUGAAUAAAAUGUUGCAUUAGAA
Lampris incognitus (smalleye Pacific opah) is the source of this 3352-nucleotide messenger RNA. It is a transcript of the gene stard7, whose product is annotated as StAR-related lipid transfer (START) domain containing 7. Gene Ontology annotation, molecular function: lipid binding. The record is from RefSeq and is a predicted model, not a curated record. NCBI's taxonomy places the organism in Eukaryota, Metazoa, Chordata, Actinopteri, Lampriformes, Lampridae. The coding region runs from base 385 to 1608 and encodes 407 amino acids. The transcript has 8 exons.